Haliaeetus leucocephalus (bald eagle) is the source of this 5408-nucleotide messenger RNA. RefSeq names its product cytochrome c oxidase protein 20 homolog. Gene Ontology annotation, cellular component: mitochondrial inner membrane; mitochondrion. The record is from RefSeq and is a predicted model, not a curated record. NCBI's taxonomy places the organism in Eukaryota, Metazoa, Chordata, Aves, Accipitriformes, Accipitridae. The transcript is spliced from 4 exons. Bases 72 to 425 code for a protein of 117 amino acids. Gene Ontology annotation, biological process: mitochondrial respiratory chain complex IV assembly.
GCGGCCGUAGUCCGGCCUCGCUGGUGCGCGGCGGGGGAGGGGGCGCGGGCCGGCGAAGGCGCUGUCACGUCAUGGCGGACGAGGGCGACUCUGAGCCGAGGAAGUCCUUCAAACUCCUAGGAUUUCUUGAUGUUAAAAGUGUUCCAUGUGCACGAGAAUCAGUGCUCUAUGGCUCCCUGGGAUCUUUAGUUGUGGGUCUUGGACAUUUUUUAGCAACUAGUAGAGUUAGAAGAUCUUGUGACUUUGCAGUUGGUGGCUUUAUUUGCACAAUGUUGGGAUACUGGUUUUACUGCAGGUACAAUUUGGCCCAACACAGGAUCCGGCAAAGAAUGCUUAAAGAAGGAAUGAGAAACAAAAUUUUAUUUGAAGGCAGUUCUCUUGAUCCAGAAAGAAAACAAACUGGCAAUGAAAGAAGUGAUUCAUAGUCUGCUAUAGAGGAAUCUGUGGUCUAAUACAGCUUUGGGAGAAGGUGGUCCGAAAAUGGCAGUCUUCCCUGUAAAUGUGUGAGGUGCCUAAAACUGGUAAAUCAUGCUGGUUUUCCUAGCAAAUCCAAGCAAGAAAUUCUUAGCAAAUCUGUUAAGUCAGUAUACAAGUCUGUCUUUGUUUCAUCUAUGUCUGUAUGUAUAUGACUGUGUACACAGAUAGUAUUGACCUCCUGUUCAACAUCUGGGAACUGAUGUGUUCUGUUACAGGGUCUCAAGAGGAUUAAUGACGGGUUUUGGGACUGCUUUAACUUCCAUUAUAAACAGAAGGGUUAAUUUUAGUGAAGUUGUAAUUACAUCUCAUUUCAAUAUAGGAAAAUAUUUUCAUCAGCUGUUCUCUUGAGUAAACUUAUCUUUCAGUGCUACUGUUAAUUGUGCUGUUUGUAAAACAGGAACAUUUAAACAGCAGGUGACCACUUUGCUUGUGCAAGGUGAGUGGUAUUGGUAGCCUUUGUAAGAUUUCAGCUGCAGAAUAACUUCAGAUAAUUUAUAUACACAGUGAAGUUGAAGGAUUUCAUCUUUGUUCUGUCUGUGCGAAACUAAGAAUAAAAUCACACUUCAGAAGCAGUCUAAGCUAUGUAAGUAACUAAUCUUUUUACUUGAUUAAAAAUCUUGCUCUUCUAUUUAAGAUAUUUCCUUACAAUUGGUGGAAUAAUAAUUUACAUUAUUUGUAAGUAGCAAUGGUCAGUAGUUGUGGUGUUUUUUUUUUUUUUUAAAGGCAUGUUCUACUUGUAUAUUUCACUGUACAUUUUCAGUUAAAUAUCACUAUAUAAUUUCAAGGAAACCAUCUUAUUUGGAAAUACAGUGUUAGGUGGUAAAAAGAUGAGUGAUGGCCUAAUAUUCCUUGCUUGCUUCUGUCUACACCAGUGACACAAUGCAUUUAUUUUUUUUCACAACAUGAUUUAUAGUAUGUUGUGCUGUAAGCACUUUUUGGUCUAAAGGCAUUCACUGAGCAAAAAUAGUCCUUUCCCCUCACCCUGUUAGUCUGAGAGAGUUUGUGAUCUGUUGUUAACUCAAGUUGGUGUGGGGAGGUUUGGGGAUCCAGAUGCAAACAGCAGCACUGCUCUACUUAUUUAAUUUGGAAAUAUACUUGAGAGCACUAUACAAACAUGCUAUUUACACUAGGAUAAUUAAACUUUUACCCUCUGUGGAUUAGCCUCUUACAAGAAGAAAACAAACUGUAUACUCUGUUUCCUUUUUUUCCUCUAUUCCUCUUGUUUCUUUUGGAGGAAACAAUAAAGAUAAGUUUUAUGGAGGACAUUCAUUUCAAUAGCUUUAUAUUAAAAGUCUCCAGAAAACUGGAGUUAGUGUGAUGAAAGACUUCCUGUCCUCACUGCAAAAUCUAAACUCAGAAGUUAACUGGUAGCUAACUCUUAAUUCAGAAGAGAAAAAUGUUUCCCCUCAUUCUGUGCUGGGUGAGGAGGGGUAGAGGGGGAGGGAAGCUCCUUCCCUUUGGGGUAGAAGGUGUUGCCUCAUAAAGCCAUUGGAGCGGCAGUGGGAAACUGAGCGAGCCAUGAACCAGGACUUACCAAGCUCCUAUUUUAAUGCAUGGUUGAGUUCUUUCCUAUCUGACCUAAGAAAAGGAACUGCAACCUAAGCAGGGGGUCUUUUGGCUGCGAGGUCAUAGUUCAGCUGGGGAGUUCAGGAAACAAAAGCAUGCAGAUGAAAAUUUACUCCUUGGCAAAGAGCAGUUGUAGAGAAAGAAGAGAAUACUGUUUCAUACUGAUAGGAAAGAAGUUAGCAUGCGCAUAAUGGCAUCCUUCAAAAUGCACAAGUACUGUGACUGAUGAGAAAAAAGGAGAAGCGUCAUGAUACUGUGUAAAUUGAAAAAUCUGGGGAAAACUGCAGCAUUAGAUCCUCCCCGGUGUUAAUUGGUGUCGGUUUAAGCCACUGCAUUUAAGGAUGUUAGCUCAAUAGCAGCCUAACUACAGUAUUAGCAAAUCUGGCCAAUAACAGUGAAAUUCUAGAUGUAUCUAUCUGCAUUACGUAGAUAGCCAAUCUCAUAGUUCUGUUUCACUUUACAAAAUGUAAAAUGAGUAUGCCAGAUGUUAACAGAAAAACGGGGAAAGAGGCAAUAUGCAGGCAGUCUCGCCAACACGUUUGAGCUUCAUUAUCUAGUAAAAUUUGAGGUGGAAUUGAGCUAACCAAAGUCAGAGCCUUUGCUGAAUGGGGCGGGGGGAUAAGGCAAGGAAGCUGUGAGCAGGAGUCAGUUGGCAUGAAAGGGGAGGGCCUGCAAUAGCAAAGGGAAGAAUACUCAUGGUUAAACAUGCAGGGGAAAAAAGUCAGUGUAAUUACUCAAAGCGCCGGCUACAGCUACUUUUGUGCCAGCUAUGGAAAGUGGAUUGAAUGUGACUGACGGGUUACAAACCCCUGUUGAAAGGGUGAGGGACAGGACAAAACCCAAAAAUCUGGAAGCUAUUAGUUGUUGUAAAUUAGGAUACGUUCACAAGAAAAUAAAAAUUACAGUAAUUUUAAUAGAAGUAAUUUUAACAUUUGAAAACAAUUUCCUAACUAAUUUUUAAAUUAGUGAGCCAUAUUGCUAUUAAUGCUAUUUUUUUUUAAUCUAAGUCAUUGGUGAAAACAUGUAGCAUGCAUCUGUGUUUUAUUAUCGGACUUGAUAUCUUUAAGUAUUGCUGCUAAUGACAAAUGUGAUAGUUCUUGCCUUAUCGAGGUUCAAAAUAUUCCUCAAGUUAAAACUUACCAGGCUGUUACUAGAGAGGAGGAAUCAUAAUUUUGAAGAUGUUUGGUUUUCAUCCCUCUGAAUGAGCCUUAAAAAGGAAAGAAUUAAGUAUAGCAAUGUCAAGCUAUAAAGUUGCUAAAAUCGUGUUUAUUUUACUGAGUUAUGUUACUUGGUCACUGAACGGUGACUGACAAGCACAAUUAGUUUUUAUCCCUGAAGUUAGUAAAAUCCUCCCUGAAAGCAAUCUAAAACACCACGAAAAUAAAUAGAUGGGUUUAUGGCCCCACUCUCUCCUCCACACCCUACUUGUCCCACUCCCCGCAGUAGCGAUACCCUUGGGAAGAGGUGUUUGCCAGCCCCCUCUGGCAGGAGUGCACACCUGGGGCUCCCAACAGCAACCAGAGCGCACCAUGGCGCAAGGGCAUGUGUCCUCCAAGCCUUUCAGGAAGGAAAGUCACUGUCAAGGCAACAGACUAAAACGUGGAAUCCAAGGUUAAUUGCCAGCUCUGUUACUAGAAAUGUGUGUGAUCAGAUCGCCUCUGCACCGCAGUGCCUUUCACUAAAGCAAACGUAACGCUUCAGCCAUCGGCAGUUGCGACUGGCUCAAAACACAAGAACAUUUUUGAAGUUGACAGCAGAGGCAAUUACAACUGUCAUCCCAAACUUGUCAUUUAUGUCUUGACCCAAGCAGAGAUUUUUGGGAGAUGCUGGCUCUUGCUGCAUUUUGCAGGCUUCCAGGCUAUUCUCUGUGUGUCACCACCCACCCCAAGUCCUCAUAUGCUGCAAAGGAAGGGUCAUUCCUGUCAUUAACAAAUGAGUCUGGCUUGUGGUAGGAUGAUUUUUUAGGCUGGGGGGGAAUUACAUUUGUUUUUUCUGGUGUAAGCAACCCAGGUAACAAUGAAAUACUUUGUGAACUCAGUUGUAAUGAGCUCCCAAGUGAAAGAUUUUCCCCAGCUUAGGAGGCUAAUUCUCAUACUUCUCUCAUUCCUAUCCAGGCGUUUAGCUCAGGAGCUCAGUGGUUACCAGUGAAAGUUGUUUGCUUGCUCCAUUUAAAGUUUGAAACAAAUACAUUGUUAUUGCCUUGGAAAACUGAUCAAAACAAAGGUUUUACAGUAUGUUCAGAUUAUAAGUACAUGAUCCUUGGAUGAUUUUUAAAAUUUUUUUUUUUAAGAACUGAGAAUUAAACGUCAGGAGUGGAGCUGAGCUUUAGUUAAUGUGACUCAAGGCCUUGGAACAUAUAUCCUUCUUAGGCUUAAAAUGAAAAUGCUACACUAAGCAAGUAUGGCUGCUAAACCUUCAGAUGGAGGCGGAGGAGCAGGCUGAUGAAGAGAAGUUAGAGCCUUGGGUGAUUUGAAGAUGCAGACUUUUAUUCACAGCUAGCAGCACCCUGACUGUAGGCCUGUUCGCAGGCCCCCACGUUUUCAUGUGCUCUCUAUUUUUUUUCUGCAUGGGCUUGUAGUUUGUCUGAGAGCCAUCCAGCAGUGGGUCUGCCUGUUCCUGUGGGAAUAGGUCACAGCAUCCCUGUAUCUGCUUGUUUUAAAGAUUAAGAGCAGUUUGUUCUGAGGAGGUUAUUUUAAUCCUUCCAGCUUCUGUCAUGUCAUGAGCAAGACUGCAUCAGAGCCAUCAAGUUUCCUGAACAUGCCAGGAGCCCACUGGCAGUACCUGAAAUGUACCGUGGGAGCAGAUAAUUACCACUGCAGGGCUCUUUAGACUGGCCAGAGCUCCAAAAACACCCAGCCUGUGUAUUGUGGUGAUCUGUUUAACAGAACCAAAGAUUCCCGCUCUCGUGUCUUCAAGCACUGGAGAGAAGGAAACACAUGCUUUGCUUGUUUUUUAAAAUCCUUGUUAUUUUGUCAAAUGCUGUAACAAAAAGCAGCAGGUGUGUUCUCAGCCAACAUGGCUUCUCUCUCUGGACAACAGAUCCUCAUCUCUCCUAUUUAUGGCAAAUGGCUUGUGAUCAACUGCAGUGAUUAUGGUGUGCAUAUAUCCAUGAGACAUCUUGACGUUCAAGCCUGCAUAUACGUGCAUGGCGGUUUUUUGGAGUUCACCUGCAAGCUUUACAACUCUGGCUGAUAUUCAUGCUUUCCAUCAUCCAGGUCAAGAGUUCUUACCACCUUUACCUUUGCCAGGUGGCCAAACCAAGUGAGAAAGAUCCUUCUCCACCACCUUGUCACUGUGACACUUCACAGCUGCUGCAGAAAUGGGAUGAGAGAUCCACCCAGCCAGUUUUCCUAUGGCUCCUUCUU